GCCGAGGCACAGACAGCCGCCACCACCACUGUAUGAUACCUCGAAUACCUAUGUCGACGAGUAAACAAACCAGACUGAGCGCGGACAACCCAGGUUCUCCUUCUUAUAUCAACCGUCCACGAGCCCAAGAAAUUCCAAGAGAUUUCCAAGCCCAUCCAAGCCCAUCCAGACCAUCCAGACCAUCCAAGAAAAGCUUAUUGGUCCCAACACACCCCUUCGCCGCACAGCCAUGCCCUCAAUAGCGCCGCUUUCCAAGUCCCAGCAGCUCCGCCGACGGUACGGCAUCCCAGACCUAAAAACGGCGGCACCGGCAUCACCAGCGGCGGCCUCCUGCGGCUCCUGCAGCUCCUGCAGCCCCACCUGUUCACCACGGCCGCCGCUCUCCCGGCGAUCCUCAUCACCGCUCAUAUACUGGCUCCGCACGCACCCGUUAUCCAAGAAGUCCGCACACACCCCGCACACCCCGCACACCCAGCCCUUACAGCUCCCCGCGCUCACAGCCCAGCUCACAGCACUAGACGCAGAGCUCGCCAGCAUCUCGUGGGAGGUGUUAUCCCACCGCACACAGCUCCGCGCCAGCGCCAGUCUCGCGGAAGUGGUCCAUGCGCUGCGCACGCGGCACGUGGGCCUGCGGGCGCGGGUGCGCGCCGCAAGGGACGUCUAUGCGCACGUCGAGGGCGCGCUGUAUCUUCUUGGGAAGACGGGCGUGGGGAAGUUGAAUGUGGGUGUGGGUGGGCCCGGUGGGGAGGAAAGGCUGGUUGGCCUGGUUGGGUUCCUGGGUGGGGAGCUGGAAGGCGUUGAGGCGCAGCUGGAGCAGGCGGAGGAGGAGUGCGCAAGGAGGGUGCUCAGACCGGUUGGGUUGGAGGUCAGUUUGGUUCUCGAUUAG
Molecule: messenger RNA, 886 nt
Organism: Tricharina praecox
Lineage: Eukaryota; Fungi; Ascomycota; Pezizomycetes; Pezizales; Pyronemataceae
Exons: 1
Coding region: 230-886 (218 amino acids)
Source: RefSeq, a predicted model, not a curated record